Symbiodinium sp. CCMP2592 is the source of this 852-nucleotide messenger RNA. The record is from the annotation of a GenBank genome assembly. Lineage: Eukaryota; Dinophyceae; Suessiales; Symbiodiniaceae.
AUGACAGCCCUCACGAACCAGAAGCGAUGGCGUAUGUCUUUGAAAGUUUUCGCCGAGUCACGAGACUCAGUGGGUGCCGAUGCAAAGAUAUACAAGGCGGCUUAUCAGGCAUGGGCCUCUGGCCAUCACUGGCAGCAGGUCAUCAGCCUGUUAGCGGAGGAGCAAUCCAUACUGGGUGAAGAUCAGGGUGUCGAUGGUGCCAUGAGGGCGCUCUGUCAGGCAACAGUUUCGCUGCUGAAGAUGAGAAGUUCCAGUUCCAAAGCCAGCUCAACUUCAGCAGCAUUGGCAGCCUCUCGCAUGCUCGCCGACAUGCGCUCGAGAAAGCUCUCUCCGCCGAUGCGCCUUUACAGCCAGGCAGUUGCGGCCAACGCGAGGGCGGGCGAUCCGGAUCAAGCACUUCAGCUGAUUCGGCAAAUGAGAGAAGAGGCACCGCAUUCGAGGCCCCAGAUGCACCUCAGCUGCAUGCGUGCCUUUCAAGCUGCGUGCCACUGGGAACAAGCCCUUGUCCUGUUGAAGGAGGAGGUUUCUCGAGAUGAUGCAGCGAGCUUUGAGGAAGGCAUCUUUGCAUGUUCCGGAGGGGGCAAGUGGCAGUUGGCAACUGAAGUGCUCAAUGAAAUGCAGGCGCGACAGCUUCCCGUGAAGGGGGUGACGUAUGCAACUCUCAUUUCGGCCUGUGUCCGGGCCAAACAGUGGCGCUAUGCCCUGUGGUUCUUGCACGAAAUGGAGCGCACGGGUGCCGACAAAUCGGAGAAGAAUAAGGUAAUCCUCUAUGGUGGCGUAAUCACGACUUUCAAUUGGCAGCGUGCCUUAUGGCUUCUUCGCGAAAUGCCAGCCCGGGAGGCGUGCAGCUAA